CUCACUCUCCCCGUGUCUCACUUUCCCCGUGUCUCGCCCUCCCCAUUUCUCACGUUCCCCGUGUCUCACUCUCUGCUGUGUCUCCCCCCCCCCCCCCCCUCGUGUUUCAACCUAUGGUGUGUCUCCCAGUUCUCGCCCUCACAGUGUCUCACUCUCUCAGUGUGUGCCCACGCCACCUGUGUGGGCGAGACUCGGCACGGGUGAACCCAACUGCACACACACACACCUGUGCACACACACACACACCUGUACACACACACCUGUGAACACACACACACCUGUACGCACGCGCACACGCACACCGGUGCACACACGCACACCGGUGCACACACGCACACCGGUGCACACACGCACACCGGUGCACACACGCACACCGGUGCACACACACACACCUAUACGCACGCGCACACACACACACCCGUGCGCGCUGGAAGAUGGAGGCCGACAGAGAGAAGGCGCAGCUGCUGGAGGAAGGGAAUGCAAAGAGCGCCUACCUCACCUACCUGCGCAACUCCGUGAGCAGCGUUAACAGCCUCCUCCAGGCGACGGACUCGCCGCCGCGCAAGUUCCCCGACGGCGCUGGCGUGGAUUUGGCGCACGAGGCGCUGGGCCACAGCCCGUGCCACUCGGAUGCCGGCGGUCAGAGGCGGAGGCGGCGCGAGGAGAGCGAGCGAGCCAAGAGGCAGCUGUACCUCGUCAGCGUCAUCUGCUUCGUCUUCAUCAUCGGGGAGGCGGUCGGUGGCAUCCUCGCGCACAGCCUGGCCAUCAUGACCGACGUCGCCCACCUGCUCACCGACUUUGCAAGCUUCUCCAUCAGCCUCCUGUCGCUGUGGCUCGCUGACAGACCCACCAGCAAGAGGAUGACGUUCGGCUGGUAUCGGGCAGAGAUCCUGGGCGCACUGCUCUCCAUCUUCUCCAUCUGGGUGGUGACCGGCGUGCUGGUCUACCUGGCUGCCUGCCGCAUGAUCUCGCGAGACUUCGCCAUCGAAGGGACGGCCAUGCUCGCCACCUCCGCUUGCGCCGUCAUCGUCAACAUCAUCAUGGCUGUUCUCCUCGCGCGAGGCCAUCACUCCUCCGGACCCAGCGGGGACUCGGAGGCUCCCCCAGCGGUGCCUCUUCACCUGCACGGCCACUCGCAUCUGCAGAGCCACUCUAACCCGAGCAUCCGCGCCGCCUUCAUCCACGCCCUCGGAGACCUCCUGCAAAGCAUCGGCGUCCUCGUCGCUGCCUGCAUUAUCUUCUUUAAGCCAGAGUACAAGCUCGUUGACCCCAUCUGCACGUUCAUCUUCUCCCUCUUCGUCCUCGUGACCACCAUCACCAUCUUGCGCGACGUGCUUCAGGUGCUGAUGGAGGGUGUCCCUCUGGGUGAGCGAUUCGACGACGUGCAGGGGUCGCUCCUGUCCAUGCCGGGCGUGCAGGCCGUGCACGACCUCCACCUGUGGUCGCUCACCUCGGGGCGCCGCGCCGCCUCGGCUCACCUCGUCACCGGCCCGGGGGAGCCGGCCAUGCAGCCGCUGCUGCAGGAGGCGACGCGCCGCCUGCGCGAGCUGCACGGCUUCCACGAGGUGACCCUGCAGCUGGAGCCCUACAACGCGACCAUGGCAACUUGCCCCGACUGCAAGGAGCCGCGCUCAUAGGCAGAGCACCGAUAAGUCGCCACGGCAACCCACACCACCACCACCAACGCUGGCCGACGACACGAACACCGACCGCCGCAGCACGAGCGCUGCCAUGGGCACAAGCAACGCCACUGACACGGCCAGAGCUUCUGUACCGAGCACACCGUGCUGCCGCACCGGCUCUGCCACCGCACUCACGCUGCAAUGGCACCAACCACUACCACCGUGGCAAUAGCAUGGCAACGGUUGACAGGCCGCCAAAUCGUUCUCCAUUUCAUCCCAACCCUUACGCCGUAGUCACACGACCCAUCCAUGGUGGCCAACCUGCCACAGCACUCAGCUGCUGUGAACACCCUUAUUUGUGUCAGUUGUGUUGCCGUGUCAACUGGGAUAACGCUGCAAUGAACAACCUUGAGGUCCAUGUGAGUGGCUGACCGCUGGAUAUCCCGUGGAGAGGAUGGCUCUCACAAUGUAAAUGUGAAUUUCCCAAAAUUGGCUCAGGACCACGCAUGGAAAUGAAACGUGGGGCACCUGGGGCUUUUAUACUUUUAACCUUUUUUUGCGUUAAGUGUUUACAAACUACGGUGCGUUCCCGCGUGUGUCCUUCCCCUGGCGCACGUUCCCCACACGUUGGACUGUAAUAAAUGUGCGUGUGCAUGCCCUGUCUGCCUGCGUGUCACUUACAGCCAACGGUGCAAUGUCUUUGACGAAUAUUCAAACAACAUCGAUCCGUUAUGUAACCGAGAGAGGUGUCGAGAUAACCGAUUCGUGGGUUUUUGUGGCUGUGCUGCCGCAACAGUUUCCCGAUGCAUCUCCGGGGUGUACCACGUGUUGUGCGGAAACCACGUCUGAAAAAGAUCCCACGCACGCAGAGCAAAAUGUUAGACGGAAUUCCCCACAAGAAAAACACAUCGGAGAGUGAUGCGUCUCUCAAUGCUUUCGUCAAGGAUUUGCCAUUGAGCUGUUUGGCAAAUGCUUAAUUAGAUGUAUUUGCUUUUUUCAUACGAGAGCAUAGCAGAGUGUGUAUGUGUUGAAAACCUAUGCAUACAAGAAGAUGAUGCUAUAAAUUUAUAAAGAUUGAUAUUCUUCGUAUUCUUUGGUUCUUUCGAUAAAGAUUAAGUUAGCAAUCUACCUGCUAUACUGCUUUAUAAUGGCCGCCUCUGCCGAGAAUAUUAGCUCAUAUUUCGACCAAGGUUAGUCAUCCAAUCAUCAUUACCAUUGUCAUAAUCUUCACCAUCAUCAUGAAAAUUACCAUCGUAAUCGUUAUCAUAGUCGGCAUCAGCAUCAUCAUCACAUCAUCUCCGUGGGGCUGAUAAAAGGGGUACCUCAUGGAGUUGCUUCCCCAUUGUGUGACAAGUAGUACUUAAUGUUUUGUUUAAGGAUCUUAGAUGCUGGACCCUGCCGUAAGAAUGUGGAAAUUCCACAGCUAUCUUAGGAGCUAGCUUCAAGCCAUAUGUAUUUGUUCGCAGUGCUCCCAUUGUCUCCAUGGGAACGACUCUGUGAGAAGUCAUCCGCGCAGGAGGCUCUGUGCUCACAAUCAGCUUGCGAGUUCAAACCCCAGCCGGGGGGUCGACCCAUUCCAUCACCCCCCUCCCCCACCCUCCUCGGAUGAAUAAAAUAAGUAACACACUGUGAGAAGUCAGGAGUGGUUUACUUAUGGAGAGACUCUUCAUCUUAAGAAUGUGUAAUUUCCACUACUAGCGCAGGGCUGCCAAUAAAAAAACAAGCGGCCCUUUUUGCCAAUCCACCGCUGGAUGAGGGCCUCCCUACGCCGUGCGGGUCGUGGCGGUUAUCUGACCAUACACCAAUACGCUGGUCUAUGCGGGUUAAUGGUGGAGAGCAUAAAACUACCGUACAACAAUCUAUGUCGCUGCACGCGGUUCUGCUGUCCACAAUGCAACCCCGCAGCCUAUAACACCUGUUCCGCAUGGUGGCGCCUAUCCGCCGGGCACUGUCCACGCUCGACCCUGCUGAGCAUCGGAGAUGUACGUUGAACUUAUUUCGCACCGUCCGUAGCGAACCGGUGAUCUGGUCGUAGGUCGGUGUGAAUUGUGGAACCGUUAUGAAUCCAUUCCUACCUCAUUCAUGCGAGUUUGACCCCAGCGCUUGCAAACGGUGCCCGAAAGCUCCCGCUGUAUCGUCGUCUCGUCUCACUCUAUGCAAUCUCUAAAAUCUCACCGGCACCUCCCGUGCCCAUGCAUGAAGUUGUCUAAUGAUGAGACAUGCUGGAUCACCGUUGUCUCGAGUAAAUAUUUUUGUUCUAGCA
This is a messenger RNA of Petromyzon marinus (sea lamprey), 3885 nucleotides long. Its product is annotated as proton-coupled zinc antiporter SLC30A2-like. Gene Ontology annotation, cellular component: plasma membrane. Gene Ontology annotation, molecular function: zinc ion transmembrane transporter activity. Gene Ontology annotation, biological process: zinc ion transmembrane transport; response to zinc ion. The record is from RefSeq and is a predicted model, not a curated record. NCBI's taxonomy places the organism in Eukaryota, Metazoa, Chordata, Hyperoartia, Petromyzontiformes, Petromyzontidae.